Messenger RNA from Plectropomus leopardus (leopard coralgrouper), 4998 nucleotides. It is a transcript of the gene cfap43, whose product is annotated as cilia and flagella associated protein 43. Gene Ontology annotation, biological process: sperm axoneme assembly; cilium assembly. The record is from RefSeq and is a predicted model, not a curated record. Gene Ontology annotation, cellular component: axoneme. Gene Ontology annotation, molecular function: protein binding. NCBI's taxonomy places the organism in Eukaryota, Metazoa, Chordata, Actinopteri, Perciformes, Serranidae.
AUGGAUGAUAUUGGAAGUCUAGCAAUCAGGUGGAUACAAGGUUGUACAAACGACAGUAUCGAGUUUGUCAAUAACAAAACGGUAUGUUACAAAUGUGGGAGUCACAUCUGUUUUCUGAACCUGGAGACAAAAAAGCAAAGUGUGUUUCAGAGUCCUGGCAGAGGUGUUGGUGUAUUGUCAGCCAAUGGCAACAGCGGCAUUUUUGCCUUCUCCGAGGAAAAGCUAUCCCCAUCUAUAUUUGUGUAUGUUUUCCCCGAGUUUCAGUUGAAGAAUGAACUGAAAGGAGCAGCACAGAUGAACUACACAUCCCUGACAUUAAGUGAUGGUGGUCCUUAUUUGGGCUGUUGUUCCUCCCUGCCAGACCACACCAUAACAGUGUGGAACUGGGAAAAAGCUGAGCCAAUUUGUACACAACCACAAGCUGGGCAGGAUGUCAUUUCUUUGGUGUUCAACCCUCUGAGUUGGCUCCAGCUCUGUGCUCUGGGCACUACAUCCCUCACUGUCUGGAAUAUUGAGAAGAGUGCCAGCUUUCAUGUCCUGAAACCGAGUGUGAUUGAGCUUCCAGCAUUUGAUGGUUCCUUUGUUGAGAGUUUGGUGCCCACCUCUCAUACUGUCAGUAACACACUGCCCUAUUUCGGUCCUGAGAUGCCUCCAUCGGCCAUCUCAGGGCUCAAGGGAGACCAGGCAGAAAGCAUUCUGACUAAACUCUGCACCAAAGCCAGGAUAACUCUUACUGCCAUCUGCUGGACAGCCACAUCAGAGCUGUAUGUCGGCUGUGCGGAGGGUUUUCUGCUCCUCAUUAACCCAGAGAGUCUCUCUGUCUCAGUCCUCUUCAACCCCACAGCUGCUGAUGCCAUCCCCGAACUUAGACAGAGUGGCUUUCAAAGUUUAACCCUUAACAAGAAUGCUUUGAUCGCUGUGGGAAAGGACAGUGUGGUGCACUGUCUGCAAAUCAAAGCGACCCAGAUCGAGAUAACACAAACAUGGCAACUAGAAGGACCUGUCACAAAUGUGAUCUACUCCCCUGACUAUGAAACAUUGCUUUUAUCCUCUAAUACUGGGCAAAUCUACAUGUCGCACCCAACCCAGUCGGACAAGAUUGUAAAAGUCGUGGAUGCUCUCAGCGGCAACUUUGUGGCAGCAGCUUUGUCACACACUGACAAGAACAUUUGUGUGUCAGUGAGGGAUUGUGGAGCUCUGCAGCUGUGGUCGGCUGAUGGCAUUUGCCUCGGAUCCCUGUCUCUUCAAGCUGAGGUGACAAGUCUGGCCUGCUGUCCUGUUGCAAAAUACGCAGCUGUUGGAACAGCUUCCGGAAAUGUCCUCUUCAUUGACCUGAACAGGGAGCAGCAACCUCGCCUGGUGUACCGUGUUUGUCUUUACCACACUCCUGUGGAUCACCUAGUUUUUGAUCAGGAGGGGCACUACCUUCUCACCGGUGCCUCAGAUUCACAUAUCUAUGUACUAGAUGCAAAGCCAUCAAGGAGGUUUUCAGUCAUAGGAUACACAGUUGCUCCUGGACCCAUUUUGUCACUUUCCACUCAGUGCAUCAGAGACUGUGAGCAGGUAAAGGUUCUUGCACUGUGCACUGGAGCGGAGGACAAAAGUCGUGAUGGUAGUCUGCUCACAGUGUUCUCGCUGCCUGCGAGGGAGCUUGCAGGUCCAGAUUGUGUAGACCAACACAGUUGUCUGUCUGCUCACAUCCUCAAAGCAUCCACAUAUGAAGUGUCUCAUCCACUUACGUCCUGUGUUCUGGGAGACAAUGAGAUCUUUGCGUACUGCCACAAGAAGAAGACUCUUCAGCAAUUUCAGCCUCCUCAGGACACAGACGGUGCCUCCAGUCAACAGGUGGUCCAGCUCAAACCAGAACAGGAAGUGAGAGGUCACCCUCUGGGCCCUGCCUCUCUUGUUCUGUCUCCUCACCACUUAUGGCUGGCUACUGCAGGCCGAGAUGGCCUCCUACGCAUCCGAGAAACUGCUUCCAUGGAGCGGUACACUGAACUGCAAUGUCAUUCAUGCAGUCUGGGUGGAGUUCUGAGCGUGUCCUUCUCUGCAGACAGUAAGACACUCCUCACUGCCGGCCUAAAAGAUGGCUCUCUUGUGUGCGCCGAUCUCAGAAUUAAAGAUGUGGAUGCUGGUAAGGUGAAUGAAGCGGCUCAGUACAGUCAGUCUAUGGAUCAUAUUCUGAAGCACACGUUCAACACAGAGAAUCGCAUCCUCACUGAGUUGUCCGUGUGGGGCCAAAGUUCUCCUACUGGCACUGUAAACCCAAAGCAAAGUGAGGUCAGUGAUGGAACAGAGACUGUGGAUGUGACAGAGCAGGAUGAGCGUUAUAACAGCUUACUGUGUGCUCCACGUUCGCACCCCACCUGGCUGGAAAGCAGGCGAGAGGCGGCUAUAAAAGAAGAGAAUGAGCAAUAUUCUGAGACGAAGGAAAACUUCAGGAAAACCUUCAAAGAGUUACAUGAUACUAUCCAGGAGAUGAUGCACAAAAAUGAGAACAUCCCAGAUAUUGAACGUCUGGAGCAACAGGAGUUCAACCUGGAUGAUGAGGAGCAGAGGAGACUGGAGGCCAUGGUAGAGCAGGAAGUUGCACGGGUGCGAAAUGAAGUCAAAUGGGAGAUUUUAGCAAAAUGUUACCUGGGUGAUGUCCAAAGAAGAGAAUGCUGGGAUUCAAUGAAGGUCAAAGGCAAGGCCAUUAAGGCCUUUCACUCUGAACAUGAGGUGAAGAAUUACCCUCUGAAGGAGCGAACAGAGAAAGAGGUGGAGGACCUCCGCAGGGUUCAGAAUAUGAGGAAGAUUGAAGAGGCUGCCUGCACCCAGAGCAGCCGAAAGAAAAGUUCCAACACAACCAGCACGAAGGGUGCCGAGCAGGGAAAGGAAGGCCACACGGCAGAAAGUGCUGCUGUAACGGGAAGUUUCUCCGCUCAGUUAGGCUAUUCAAAUCCCUUCAUCUACGAUCAGUUCUGCCUGAAAACCACAGAACAGAAGAUCAACCAGAUAAUUCUGCUACAGGAUGUGAUUUAUCGCAUCAAGACAGCUUUCAACACUGACUUUGACGCCGUGCACAAGCAGAAGGUGCAGGAGCUGAACCGCGUGAGGGACAGAAACAAACACAUCCGGGAGAUCAUGCUGGAGCUGGACAUGAACGAGAAGCUAUGGGAGCCCAGCCUGACCGACAGCGAGCAGCCAGAGAGGCGGCUCACCGUGGACGACUCCGAGAUUAAAACAGAGAAGUUUCUCACCCCAGAGCAGAAGAAGGAGGAGGAGAGGAAGAGGCUGGAAGAGCAAAAACGUUUGGCUGCCAAAGGUGAUAAUGUCAGAGUCACAGCUCUUGAUGACAUGAUGAGUGGAGUGCUUGAGGUGAAAAAAGAGGACAUCUUGAAAAUGGAAAUACCUCCGCCUGAGUUUGUUUUGACCAAACCUGACGUUCACUGGACUGAGGAGGAGAAGAAAGCCUACAAAGAGUAUGAAAAGAAAACCAAAGACCUGAAUGAGGAGAAGGAGAAAUACCAAAAGUCAAUGGAAAGUGAAAUAAAAAAACUGCAGGCAUCCAGCAGGGAUGCGACCAAGAGGUUCGAUGAAACUUUGACAAAGCUGUUUGAGAAGAAAGUGAAAUGUGAAAUGACAAUUUACCAGGAAGAGCUCAAGAUUACUUAUCUAAGUUUUUCAGUCCUCGUAGAAGACGAAAUGAGAAACCGAGAGCUGGAACUCAAGCUCAAACAUGAAAAAACAUUGGCAUACAAGGAUUUAAUUGCAGAAGAGGUGAAGAAACAUGAAGAAGAGUUAGAACUGUUUCAGGAGACCUUUGACAGCCUUGUUGCUGAGGACAAAGUUCUUGACAAAGAAUUCAGGAAGGAGUUCUUUGAUGUACCAAGCCAUGUGGUCGAUCACCUAUACAAGUUAUUCAAGCGUAGACCCAGGGUUCAAAAGAUGAGGACCCAGACCGACAACAGCUCCAACCCGUUUAAAGAGCAGCGUCUGUGUGGUUCUCUGGCUCCUGAUGCACUCGGCAAAAUGCUGAAGGCCAUGGAGGAGCUGGAUGCUCCGGAGAAUAUACCAGAAGGCCUGAGCCCAGCCAUCUGGGAGAGGUUUUGUCUUGUCCGCAGAGCAAAAGUAGAGAGUGAGCAAAAGGUAAAAGUAAAAGCUUUGACUCUUGCUGAGAUGCAUGCGUUCCUGCAGAGGAGGAGAGACGAGGAGAACGCUGCUCAACAGGAAAUUAAAAAUCUCUCUGACGGGCUUGAAAGUCUACAUAAGGAGAAAAAUCGAUUCCUGACUGACGUCAUGGUCCAGGUCCUGCUCAAAAAGGGCCAGACGGAGGUGUCCACCACAGACCUGACUGCUGACUACACUGACUCUGUGCUCCUCCGCAGGAGUGUGGUGGAGGACCUCAACAGAGCCAUCAGGACACUCGGACAGCAGAAGAUAGCCUCCAUGGUGGAGUGCAAAGACUUCCGUAAGGGCAUCAUCCAGCUGCAGUGGGAGCACAGGAUGAAGCAGAUGCAGAUAGAGGACUUCACCAGCAAGGCGAGGGACACCCAGAUGUUACAAAUCACUGAGGAGCAACAGGACUAUCUCAACAAGAAAGAUCGAGACAGCCGCGAGUCCAAACAAGUUUCCAUCCUGGAGAAAACUAUAGCUUUCCAGGAACAGACUCAUCAGCAGAAUGUGCAUCAUCGCAGGAAAAAGAUUGAACAGCUUAACAGGCAGGCAGCGACGAAAGCCAAGAAGAGCGCAGCUGUAGAGCAGCAGCUACCGAACAUGCAGGUGACUGUAAUGGAGCGGAGUCACAUCCAUGAAGCAACAGCGUCAGAGGAAAAUCAGGCAGCUAAAACAGAAGAGCGCUACCAGGAAAUCGUUCAGAGGAGGAACUUUGAAGACCUUGCCAGAGCGCAGGCGGAGGAUCUCGCCUUCCUCCGGGCAGAGGUUGAGCGUCUGAGGAUGAAGAACUUUCCUUCACUUAAUGAGCUGAAACACAACUGAGCAAAAUCUUCAACAGAA